CUCUCUGUGCGUCGUGACGUCACACGCAGCGUGUCUCUCGGGGCGGAAACAAACAGCUAAGCGUUCGCAGAAGAACUGCGAGGUUCCGUGCGAUAUGACUUACUCCGCCAGAAUAUCGUGUCGAUCUUUGUGCUACGCUCUCUCCGAAUCUACCAUCUCGUACCAAUUACCUUGGGAGGAGUGUAAACAUCUCUGAAGUCAGGAAGUGGGAUGUGGCCCAGGUGAAAAGCGCGUUAUAUGGUCGCGAGCGUGGGCGCCGUGACUGAUGGCACGCGAUCGGUCACACACAUCAGGAUGACGCGUCGAGGGCGUGCGAUCAAUACCUGAAUUCGUGCGUGGAGGACAGUAGUUUAGAGAAAUAACGAGCCACUGCAGUGAGGUCUUUGGUGUGAGUGUCAGCUCAGCAUCAUAAUGGACUCGUCUGUGGCGCUGGGGAGGCUGGAGCUCGCGCGUCCGUUAAUGACCCGCGGCUCGUGUUUACCGGAGGGCGCGCAGAGCGCUCACCUGAACGGCUGCGUGCCGCUCUCUCAUCAGGUGGCCGGACACAAGUAUGGCGUUGAUAAAGUGGGUAUCUUGCAACAUCCUGAUGGUACGGUCCUGAAACAGCUGCAGCCUCCUCCAAGAGGACCGAGAGAGAUGCAGUUCUACAGUAUGGUGUAUGCUGAAGACCACUGCGACCCCUCUCUUGUAGACCUCAAAGCGCACCUUCCCAAGUACUAUGGCACGUGGUCCUCACCAGACGCUCCCACAGAUCUGUACCUCAAGCUGGAGGACGUGACACGCAGCUUUCAGAAGCCAUGCAUCAUGGAUGUGAAGAUUGGCCAGAAGAGUUAUGACCCCUUCGCUUCACAGGAGAAACGGGAACAGCAGAUCAGGAAAUACCCGCUGAUGGAGGAGAUUGGCUUCUUGGUUCUGGGGAUGAGGGUGUAUAAAGUUGGCUCAGACAGCUUUGACACAUAUGACCAGCAUUAUGGAAGAGGUCUUGUGAAGGACACGAUCAAGGAAGGUUUAUUCAAGUUCUUCUACAACGGCGACAUUCUCCGCAAAGACGCCAUCACUGCCAGCAUCCUCAAAGUCCAGAAGAUCCUUCAGUGGUUUGAAGGCCAGAGUCGGUUCAACUUUUAUGCAAGCUCUCUGCUCUUCGUCUACGAGGGCGUCUGCGUGCCCAAUCUCGUCUCUCAGACCCUACGGGAAAGCCCGAUCGCACCCGAGGCCUGUGAGCAGAACAACAACAUCGAUCAGAGCCUCUCCACCAUGUACUCCCUGCACAAGAAAGGCUGCGGCCGGAGCCACUACCAAGCCAAACAGGACAACGGCGUUUGGAGCUCCUCGCAGCAGCCCAACGGCAACCGCGGCUUGGCAAGACUUGAAGAGGACAGGAAGGAGAGCAAGAGCGAAGCGGGACAGGAAACAGUCAGUGACGUGGAGGUAAAGAUGAUUGACUUUGCACAUGUCUUCCCUAGUGACGUUCCCGAUCAGGGUUACAUCUACGGCCUGAAGAACCUACUGAAGGUCCUGCAUCAGAUUCUGGAGGAGUGAUGGAGCGGUUCUUGUUGAAGGUAUGAAUUGUGUAGCCACUUUCAUGUCCGUCCACCCACCUUUCUCUAAUCUGCACUACCUACACCAUCAGUGGAGUAACAUGUUUGUAAUCCUUCGUCUAACGUAUGUGCUUUAGUCUUUUAAAAAGCUUUGUACAGUUUAUGAUAUCUUACUCAGGUAAAUGAAUCUAUAAUGCUUGUGUAUUUAUCCCUACAAAAGAAAAAACACUCAUCAUAUUAUGCCUCAGAUAUUAUGUAUUAGUUCCUGUUUCCAGAGCCAUUGCAGGAUUUUUUCUUUUUAUCCUUUUAUUUUUUUUUAAAUCGAUGUAAUUGAAAAUAGGAAUUUGAGUGAGGAUGUAGGAAAAAUAUAUUUGACGUUUCUUUCGUAUAUGCUGCCAAUAAGACCCUGCCUGUUUCAGACCUGUUGAAUUGUGAAUUUUAUCUAGUUUUUUUUUUUUAAACGUGAUUUGAAAAGAAUUAAACCUUUGUAAGUGUGUUCAUGUUCUGUGAUUACUGAUGCAAUAUGACUGAAAUAACAGUGAACGUACACUCUUUAAAAAUAAAGGUGCGUCAUGAUGCCGUAGAAGAACCUUUUUGUCUAAAUGGUUCCAUAAAGAACUUUUAACAUCUGAAGAACCUUUCUGUUUCACAAAAGGUUCUUUGUGUCAAAAGAAGGUUCUUCAGAUUAUAAAAAGGUAAGGAAGAGAUGGUUCUUUAAAGAACCUUUGACUGAAUGGUUCUUCUGUGGCACCUUUUGAAGCACCUUUAUUUAUAGUGAAGUUGAGAUCAUAUAUUUUUCUCGUUGUACAGCCCUUGAGGUUUGUCUAUAUCAAAUGCCAAAGUUUCCAUUAAUGAAGUGAACUUGAAUUGUGAUUUUUAAUAUCACAAUAGUCUUUCUUCGGAAUACCAACCAAUUUACUUGGGUGUCCAGGUAUUUCGUUAAAUUGUUUGUACACGUUUAUUUGGUGACUGCAUAGGACAUGAUAGGAACUCAAAAAGACGUUUUAAUGAUGCUUAAUAUAAGAGGGGGGAAAAAACAAUACCCUCAAAUAUAAACAUUUUAAUCUCAGAAGUAGAUUUUUAUUUUGUUGUUGAUCUUUCUUUUACUUUUAACAUAAUUUGUCUUACAUAUAAAAACAUAUGAUUUGUCAGUAAUCAUUUAACUUGUGUUUUUUGCAUUUGUGGUUUACAUGUUUAUUAGCAGCUUUUUUUAACCAAGGAAUAUUCAGGGUUCCCACAGUCAUUUAAAAAUUAAUUAGAGAAUUAAAAAUUAUAGAAUUAAACAAUCUUUUUUUUUUUUUUCAUUUUAUUAUUAUUAUUAUUAUUAUUAUUUUUAUUUAUUCAUUCAUUUAUUUAGUUAUGCACACACACAAAAAAAAAAAAUCAUUGGCUAGAAAUUGCUCAUUUUGAGUGCAUUCAGUCAAAAUGUCAAAGAUGUGUCUAUUCGGCCUUCACUGGAAAAAGUCAGAAAAAGAAAGGAAAUUCAUUGUUCUUUUGUGUGGGAAACCUGUCUAUUGCAUCCUUUUUCAAAUCUCAGGCAUAGCAUUUUAAUAAAUUGGUCUUAUGCUUACAUGUAUAACAAUCAUUCAUUUUACAUCUCAAUGUGUAUUGCUGAACUCAUCAGGAAACGGUGUCCUUCUACAAGUUUCACAUGUAUCUCUUUUGUUUGUUAUUUGUGUAUUAUGUAUUAUUAGCUUGGUUGUGAUGGAUGUGAAAAGACCACAGCUAGUAUACUGCGGCUAGUGUACGAAAAACAAUGUAACGUUCUUGUUCACAUGCACCUUUAAAGUGGCACAACAUGAGAAAAGUUGCUUUCUGUUUGUACCCAUAAAGACAAAAAGUGCACGAAUAGCAUAGCUCUGUAGAAAUAUGUGUUUUUUUGGGCAAAGUUAAAAAUUGCCUUUGUGCCUAUCAAAUAAAAAAUAGUUCUUGGUGUAUUAAAGGUUUUCUGUAGACCUCAAGAACUGAAAGUGGUCUAAGCAAGCUCUGGAAUAGUGCUCUCCAUUUUAAUAUGCUUUCGUUCACAAAUAAAUGAACUGAUGUCAUGUUUACAUUCUACCUUUAUGGUUAUCUGGACAAAGACAUUGUUAUAUAGUCGUACAUGCAUAACUCAAUAAUUAAUGUCCAUUAAUCAUCUUAUUUAUGCACUGAAAGUAAGUGAAAACAUUGUGUACAUUUAUGCUCUUUGUUAAUUACUAAAAAUCUGUCAUUUAAUUUCUUUUUCUGAUUGUUUGUUUUAUAAUUGUUUUUCUUUUUUUCUUUUUUUUUUAAUAAUAGUAUAUGGCACCUAAUUGGUAACUACUGUAUGUGUGGUGCUUAAAGCACUUUAGUGAGCCUUUGGUGAGACUGGAUAUUUCUCUGUGGAAUAAAUUGAUCAAUCUUAUUUAAGGGCAUGAAACUGUUGAAUCUCAACAAACGGACAAAUGAAGUCUAAACACUCACAUCAACAUUUGUACACUGGCUAGAUCUUUUGUUUGGUGGAACGGCAGGAAUAUUUCCAUGCCAUUCAUUUUCUAAAAGAUAUCAUCUCUUUGGUGUCCUAACGCUUGCUGUUCAAUAUGCUGAAAUAUACAGGCCUGGGUUAGUCUCAAUAUACGUCCAUUUUUGAAAACCUGUCUUAAACUUUGUAUAAACUUAGGGAUUAACACAAGAAGGCAGAAUUCUGCAAAUACAAACUGCAACUCAAAUGUCAUCACAUUCAGAUGGUUUCCAAUAAAUAAUGUAUUCAAAUGUCAGCCAUGAUUUCCUGGGUAGAAUCAUAGCCCUGAACUGUUUUUAUAGUGUGCGUUUUGUUUGUUUUCAUGAAAAUUGAAUAAACUAAGUUUGUUGUAUUUGGCAAUUGUCAUCGAAAAGUCAACGAACUCGUAACCGAUUAAAGAACGCUCUGGUUUAAGCAAAUCUGAUGCUUACUGACCUGUACAGUGUGUAGUCUUUGGAGAUACAAUGUCUGUUCAACCCUGAUCUAAUAAUUGUUCUCCUAACAAAUUACCACUUUCGAAUAUAGACAUAUGAACUUAAUAUUUACUUGGAUGAUAUUGGGUGUAUAUUUGGCAAAUUUUCAUUAAUAAAAAUCUACAUUUAAUACCA
This is a messenger RNA of Onychostoma macrolepis, 4625 nucleotides long. It is a transcript of the gene ipmkb, whose product is annotated as inositol polyphosphate multikinase b. Gene Ontology annotation, molecular function: inositol-1,4,5-trisphosphate 3-kinase activity; inositol tetrakisphosphate kinase activity. Gene Ontology annotation, cellular component: cytoplasm; nucleus. The coding region runs from base 412 to 1539 and encodes 375 amino acids. NCBI's taxonomy places the organism in Eukaryota, Metazoa, Chordata, Actinopteri, Cypriniformes, Cyprinidae. Gene Ontology annotation, biological process: inositol phosphate biosynthetic process. The transcript has 6 exons. The record is from RefSeq and is a predicted model, not a curated record.